UGCAGCUGCUCCCUCGUCCUCACAUCAGCAAAUGAGCUGCUCGCGCCGAGCACUGGAUACUCUUGCUGGCCAACACUAGAGCCGGCGGUUAGAUUCCAAGCUCCGUUAUCGCCCUGGGCUCACGUGUCCUCGUCCCUGCGCGAUGUGUGAAAAUAGAGCUCCGGCCGAGCCAUAACAGGCACCAUCUCUUGUCAUCCUGCUCGUGCUGCUCGACUCGAGACUCAGCUAGGCGUACAGCGUGCAGGGCGUCGGAGAAUCGCGCUUCUCACUUGGAAUGAAGGGAACGAGGGCGAGCGAGCGCGAAAGCAAGAGAAAGACUCAGAGCCCUGACGCCGAUGGCGGCGGCGGGAGGCCUCCGGGCCGGGAGACUCUCUGCCGAGUCUGUCUCCACUCCAAUCACGAUGAGCAAAUCGCCCAAGCGCUCGCUGGAAUUUAUCGACGCCGAAGUGUCCGCUCCGUUCUCGGUCAACGCGACGGCGGUGAACACGCCCGCGGGGCCGUCCCGCGCACCCUCUCCCAAGCUUGAUGUCGAGAAGGGUCACAAGACCAAGGCCGACGGCGCGGUGCAUGUCCGCCCCGCUAAGCGAAACAUGACCGAGGUCGACAAGGUCGAAUACCUCACACACCAGGUCGAGCAUGGCGAGCAGAAAUUCCACAAGCUCGGAUGGAUCCAGCUCGUCGUCGUGCUCAUCGUCGAGGCUAUUGCGCUCGGCUCCCUUUCCCUCCCAGCUGCGUUCGCCACCCUUGGCAUGGUUGCUGGCGUCAUCAUUACCGUCGGCAUUGGGUUCCUGGCAAUCUACACCUCCUAUAUCAUCGGCCAAGUCAAGAUCAAGUAUCCCCAGGUCAAGCACUACGACGACGUGGGCCCGCUGCUCGGCGGCCCCGGCGUGCUCGGAAAGGUGUUCCGCGGCCUGCUCAUGUUCGGCUUCGUCGCCUACCUCAUCUGCCUGGUCGGCUCGCACUGCUUGACUGGCACGAUCGCGUUCCAGACCAUCACCCGUGUCGACAUCUGCUCGAUUGUCUGGGGCGUCGUCUCCAUGGUGCUCCUCUUCAUCUGUGCGCUGCCGCCCUCGUUCGCGGAAAUGGCUGUGCUCGGCUACGUCGACUUUGUGUCCAUCAUCGCCGCCAUCCUCAUCACCCUCAUCGCGACGGGCAUCAAAGCGAACGGGCAGCCAGGGUCAUUCGGCGCCGUCGACUGGUCCGCGUGGCCAAAGGAGGGCACGACGUUCGCGAGCGCCAUGGUCGCUGUGUCGAAUGUCGUGUUUGCUUACUCAUUCGCUAUUUGCCAGUUCUCGUUCAUGGAGGAGAUGCACACGCCCAAGGACUUCAAGAAGUCCGUUUGGGUGCUCGGCCUGACCGAGAUCGUCAUCUACACGUGCACCGGUGCGCUCGGCUACGCGUUCAUCGGCAAGAGCGUCAAGUCGCCCGCCCUUCUUUCUGCAGGCGACACGGUGUCGCGCGUCGCCUUCGGCGUCGCGAUCCCCGUCAUCAUCAUCUCGGGCUCGAUCAACACUGUCACAGCCGGCCGCUUCACCAUCGACAAGCUCUUCAGCAACUCGACCAUCCGGUAUGUGUCCGAUGCGCGUGGCUGGGCCGUCUGGAUCGGGUGGGCGACGAUCGCGAGCAUCGUCGCGUGGAUCAUCGCCGAGGCGAUUCCAUUCUUCUCCGCCCUCCUGGCCAUUAUCUCCGCGCUCUUCAUUUCGGGCUUUAGCUUCUACGUGCCCGGAUUCAUGUGGUUCGUCCUGGUGAAGGAGGGCAAGUGGCACCACGGGUGGAAGAACAUCACGCUCUCUGUGCUCAACGUCGUGUGCAUCGUCGUUGGAGUGGUGUGCCUGGGCUGUGGCACAUAUGGAGCCGUCGAGGACAUCCGCCUCUCGUACAAGCUUGGCACUGUCGGCUCGCCCUUCUCGUGUAACAAGGCCUAGGCGGUUCCAAAGUAGAAAUGUAGAGUACUCAUAGACCAGCUAGACGCUCGGCUCAGGUGGGCCUUGUAUGCAUCAUAUCUGUUAA
Molecule: messenger RNA, 2010 nt
Organism: Cutaneotrichosporon oleaginosum
Lineage: Eukaryota; Fungi; Basidiomycota; Tremellomycetes; Trichosporonales; Trichosporonaceae
Biological process (GO): amino acid transmembrane transport
Molecular function (GO): L-amino acid transmembrane transporter activity
Source: RefSeq, a predicted model, not a curated record